AUGGAUGAAAAAGGAGAACCCAGUCAUGUACCAUCACCAAUUGCGGCUUACACACCUCCCGCAGGAGACCACGGUGUAACGACACCACUAUCUCAUCCACCUCCACCUCCACCACCGAGCAAUCAGCCUCCUCAGCACCCAAUCGUGCCUACAUUCUUUGGGGAGAUCGCGGGCACAGAUGGUCAAGCCUACAUGUCCUUGCGAAAACGCGUGACGGAUGCUUACCGUUGGCACACCUACCAGUACUGGUUUGUCGCGGUGACGUCGAACUCGCUCCUUUUCCUCCAGAUCCUCGUUGCAGCUUCUCUGACUGUUCUGGGCGCCUUUAACGACAGAAGGGCUCGGACGGCGACCAUCUUCCUCGGCGCCACCAACACCGUGAUUGCAGGCCUCAUGACCUACUUCAAGAGUCGCAACCAGCCGAAUCGCGCCCGUCAAUUCCGCAACGAUCUGGCAAAGAUCGUGGACCAGCUGGACGAUGCGGAAGCGAACUUCCGGAAUCCCAACGUCCACGACGACGUGUAUACGGUCAUGGAACAGAUUAGGCAGGCUUACAGCCGAGCACGAACUGACGCCGAAAUCAACUAUCCAGACCUUUGGGUCAGAGGCGCGACUCCUGGCGAUACGAACUCAGAUACCACGACGGGAGGGUCCACGAAUCCGCAACCAAGAGCCCCAGCUCCACCUUCAGCAACACAUCCACCACCUCGACCGCGUCCAGGAACGACAGGCCACCCUACGUCGGGCUUGGCCCCUACAGGACCAACACCUGAGUCAACAGUAAGAACGGUAUGA
Molecule: messenger RNA, 795 nt
Organism: Fonsecaea erecta
Lineage: Eukaryota; Fungi; Ascomycota; Eurotiomycetes; Chaetothyriales; Herpotrichiellaceae
Exons: 2
Coding region: 1-795 (264 amino acids)
Source: RefSeq, a predicted model, not a curated record